UUUCAGAUCAGUACCCUAAUUUCUGGUAUGGGAAAUGCAGUUUUGACACCUUGUUUUGUGCAGCAAAACCCUACUUCAUCGUCGUCUUCUUCAAUAAAACUUGUCUUCUGCGAAGGCACGACGAGGUUCCUGACGGGAAAACACGUCGCUAGCGAGAUCAUGUUCGAGUUCCCGGACAAGAUGGUAUGCCACGCUGACUCCUUCUUCAUGGGCCUCCCGGUGCCGUCGUUAGCCAUAGACGACGAGCUCAUGCCAGGCCAAACCUAUUUCAUUCUUCCCAUAGAUCGUUCAGCAUGCAAGGCCCUCUCGCCGGCAUGGCUCGCAGUCCUAGGUUCAUCAUCAACUUGCCCUAAUAAAACCAGUAAGCCGUCGUCGUCGUCACCAUGUCCGAUCAAGUUUGGAGAGAACCCUAGUCCUUUUGAGUACAUAAAGGGCUCCAAUGGGAGGGUUCUGAUAAAGGUGAAGCCUGAGUUCAUCACGAGGCUUAUUAAUGGAAAUAAUGACAAAGAAACAGAUCGUAAUGGUGAUAUUAACUAUAGCUUUCUGUGUAGUACUCCCGAGUUGAAGAAGCACUAUGAUCAGCUUGUGAGGUCUAAGGAUCAGCAUUGGUCACCCAAGCUUGAGACCAUUUCGGAGUACAAGGUUAGGUUUUCGCCAUGCAGGUUCUUGGGCUUAGAAUGGAAAGAAAAAGAGAAAAAUAAAUUCCGAGGCCACAAAUUCCCGAUACUUCUUCGCACUCCUGGCUCCAGUCCUCGCCGUUCCGUCCCCGUUGCUGUCGUCGGCGUCGGUGUCCCCAGCUUCCGUGGCACUGCUUUUAGCCUUUCACCGUAUUCUCCUGUUAGUACUCGUCUUCCAUCCUUCAAUCUAUCACGUGAAUCAUCACUUCGGUAA
Molecule: messenger RNA, 891 nt
Organism: Prosopis cineraria
Lineage: Eukaryota; Viridiplantae; Streptophyta; Magnoliopsida; Fabales; Fabaceae
Exons: 2
Coding region: 28-891 (287 amino acids)
Source: RefSeq, a predicted model, not a curated record